This is a messenger RNA of Electrophorus electricus (electric eel), 6031 nucleotides long. It is a transcript of the gene mon2, whose product is annotated as MON2 homolog, regulator of endosome-to-Golgi trafficking. Lineage: Eukaryota; Metazoa; Chordata; Actinopteri; Gymnotiformes; Gymnotidae. The record is from RefSeq and is a predicted model, not a curated record.
GGAUCGCAAGCUCUGGUCUUGCCAUGGAGAAAUCAGAAACCGUAAAACUUUGGACUGAAAUCAGAAAAUAAAUCACUUGUCUAAGAAACCGAGACAGCUCAUGUGCUAUAAAGAUGAUACUGGUGAAUAUGAAAGUUUUUGAGUAGAGAUAAAUGUCCGUUUUGGCAUCAUUACUCAAUAGCAGCGAGGGGCACAAGGAGUAAGAAAUUGUGUCAAUGGACGCUUGUAUGGUGCCUCAUAGCGUUAUCAUUUUUUCCAGUGGUGGACAAGAAUUAGACCGACGCGUGUUUUAGGAUUGCGACUGCAUUCGUUUUCAUUGCAGCAGUUGAAUAUUUAUUGAAACACGAGGUGAAAAUGUCGACCACGAGCCCCGAAGCAGUGAAGAAAUUGCUGGAGAACAUGCAGACGGAUCUCCGGUCUCUGUCUAUGGAAUGCAAGAAAAAAUUUCCUCCAGUGAAAGAGGCUGCAGAAUCUGGCAUUGUGAAGAUUAAGACGAUUGCUGCAAGAAACACAGACAUUCUGACAGCUCUGAAGGAGAAUAGCUCUGAGGUGGUGCAACCUUUCCUGAUGGGCUGUGGAACCAAAGAGCCCAAAAUCACCCAGCUGUGCCUUGCUGCCAUUCAGAGACUCAUGUCACAUGAGGUGGUGUCGGAGGCAGCAGCAGGGAACAUCAUUAAUAUGUUAUGGCAGCUGAUGGAGAAUGGCCUGGAGGAGCUGAAGCUUCUGCAGACGGUUCUGGUACUACUUACCACCAACACAGUGGUGCACGAUGAAGUCCUUUCAAAGGCCAUUGUGCUGUGCUUUCGCCUCCACUUCACUAAAGACAACAUCACCAACAACACUGCAGCUGCUACUGUCAGACAAGUUGUCACCGUUGUGUUUGAGAGGAUGGUUGCAGAAGAUGAGAGAUUCAAAGGCAUGGCAGAGCAGCCACCAGCCAUCCAAGGCAACAGUAACCGCAGGUCUGUUAGCACACUCAGGCCAAGCGCAAAAGACGCAUAUAUGCUCUUCCAGGACUUGUGUCAAUUGGUCAAUGCGGACGCCCCCUACUGGUUGGUGGGUAUGACGGAGAUGACUCGGACAUUUGGCCUGGAACUUCUGGAAUCAGUUUUAAAUGACUUCCCAGGAGUCUUUCUACAGCACCAGGAGUUCAGUUUCCUGCUGAAGGAGCGGGUUUGUCCUCUGGUGAUCAAGCUCUUCUCUCCCAACAUCAAGUUUCGGCAAGGCAGCGGCAGCGGGAGCUCGGCGUCGCCUGCGCCUGUGGAGAAGCCUUACUUCCCCAUCUGCAUGCGCCUUCUGCGUGUGGUCUCUGUGCUUAUCAAGCACUUCUACAGUCUGCUGGUGACUGAGUGUGAGAUCUUCCUGUCUCUGUUGGUGAAGUUUCUGGAUGGGGAGAAGCCUCAGUGGCUUAGAGCAGUGGCUGUGGAGUCAGUACACAGGCUGUGUGUGCAGCCACAUCUACUACGGUCUUUCUGCCAGUCAUAUGACAUGAAGCAGCAUUCUACCAAAGUAUUCAGAGACAUCGUCAAUGCACUGGGCUCCUUCAUCCAAUCUCUUUUCAUUGUACCCAGUGUGGGAAGUGUCUCCUCUACCAACACACCUGCAGGUGGUUCUGGCUCUGGUGCCCAGGCCUCAGCUCAGAGCGGCGUGGGAGUGGUUGGGACUGGUGGGGGUCUCACCACCCAGGCUGCAUUUGAGUACCGGGGUACCUGGAUCCCCCUCAUGACCGUCAGCGUGCAAGGCAGUGCCAAGGCCACCUAUCUGGAGAUGCUGGAUAAGGUUGAGCCGCCGUCCAUCCCUGAAGGCUAUGCCAUGUCAGUGGCCUUCAGUGCCCUGCUGGACCUAGUGCGGGGCAUCACCUCCAUGAUCGAGAGGGAGCUGGCCAAAGAGGAGGAAGCCGUAGCCAGGGGGGGUCCAGAGCCCAUUGGCCCUGCCCACACUGACACUCUCCUGCAGGAGCCACAAGCCCAGCAGGUGUGGGAGGAGAUGGUGAACGCAUGCUGGUGUGGCCUGCUGGCAGCCCUAUCUCUCCUGCUGGAUGCCAGCACCGAUGAGACAGCCACAGAGAAUAUCCUGAAGGCAGAGUUGACGAUGGCGUCUCUGUGUGGUCGCCUGGGUCUUGUGACUCCACGAGAUGCCUUCAUCACAGCCAUCUGCAAAGCCUCACUCCCUCCUCACUAUGCCCUUACAGCGCUGUACAGCAACGCGGCCAACCUCUCCAACAAAACAUACUCUAUACAAGGCCAGAAUGUGCAAAUCAUCAGCCCAUCAAGUGAGUCUCAUCAGCAUGUGGUGGCAAUGGGGCAGCCCCUCACCUCACAACCCCAGGGCACAGUGGUGCUCACAGCCAAAAACAUCCAGUGUAUGCGGACUCUGUUGAACCUGGCUCAUUGCCACGGGGCUGUGUUGGGAACCUCCUGGCAGCUGGUGCUUGCUACCCUGCAGCACCUGGUGUGGAUUCUUGGUCUGAAGCCGGGGGUUGGAGGCGGUCUGAAGCCGGGGAGAGCAGUAGAGGGUCCCAGCACUGUUCUGACAACUGCAGUAAUGACAGACCUUCCAGUCAUCUCUAAUAUUCUUUCCAGGCUCUUCGAAAGCUCCCAAUAUCUGGAUGAUGUCUCUCUCCAUCACCUGAUAAAUGCUUUAUGUUCUCUGUCCAUGGAAGCUAUGGAGAUGGCUUAUGGGACUAACAAGCAGGAGCCUUCUCUCUUUGCGGUAGCUAAGCUGCUGGAGACAGGCCUGGUCAAUAUGGACCGCAUAGAGAUCCUGUGGCGCCCUCUGACUGCACACUUAUUAGAGGUCUGCCAGCACCCUAAUGCACGGAUGAGGGAGUGGGGAGCAGAGGCCAUCACAUCUCUCAUCAAAGCCGGCCUCGCCUACAAACAUGACCCUCCACUGUCUCAGAAUCAGAGGCUGCAUCUGCUGUUGCUGAACCCUCUGAAGGAGCUGUCUAAUGUUCUGCACGCUGACAUCCGGCAGAAGCAGCUUGAAUGUGUACUGCAGGUCCUGCAAAGUCAGGGUGACAGUCUAGGUCCUGGCUGGCCCCUAGUGCUGGGGGUCAUCGGAGCCAUUCGCAAUGACCAGGGUGAGUCCUUAAUCCGAACAGCCUUCCAGUGCCUGCAGUUGGUGGUGACAGACUUCCUACCCACAAUGCCUUGCACGUGCCUCCAGAUUGUCGUAGAUGUAGCUGGUAGCUUUGGUCUUCAAAAUCAAGAACUGAACAUCAGUCUGACCUCUAUAGGGCUUUUGUGGAACAUAUCGGACUAUUUCUUCCAACGAGCGGAGAUCAUUACUGAGGAGUUGGAGAAGGAGGAGGCCAUUCUGCUGCAGCAGGCGUGUGACAAGGGGGAAACUUUGAACAGACCUUUCCACCCUGCGCCCCCCUUCGACUGUCUGUGGUUGUGUCUGUACGCCAAGUUGGGGGAGCUCUGUGUGGAUCCUCGGCCAGCCGUCAGAAAAAGUGCUGGCCAAACAAUGUUCUCAACUAUCGCAGCCCAUGGAACUCUGCUACAGCAACCCACAUGGCACAUAGUGGUGUGGAAGGUGCUGUUUCACUUAUUGAACUGUGUGAGGAAGUCAUCUACCACUGCUGAUAAAGAGAAGAUUGAAUCGGGGGGUGGAAACAUCCUCAUUCACCACUCGCGUGACACAGCAGAGAAACAAUGGGCGGAGACUUGGGUCCUGACCCUGGCUGGUGUAGCACGCAUCUUCAACACUAGAAAAUACCUGCUGCAGCAGCUGGGUGAUUUCUUCAAAGCGUGGGAGGUGUUGUUGGACCACAUCCAGUCAGCAGCACUCAGCAAAAACAAUGAGGUCUCCCUUGCUGCUCUCAAGAGCUUCCAGGAGAUCCUCCAGCUCGUCACGCCUGUAAAAGACUCAGACAAACCAGACACCCUGGGUGCCAUGGAUAUUCCCCCUGUACUCAUGGAACCCCUCACAGCCCCAGGCCCUGGCAGACCCCUGCCACGGUCAGACUCUCUAGCCGAGCGGCUGGCCCAGCGCUACAGCACUCAGCCCCAGCUGCCUCCCCCUGGAGAAGAGCAGGAUGACUCCGCCCUCUGGUGGUCAGCAUGGAGCACGUGGUACCGAACGGGGACUGAGUGCACAAGGCCCCCAAGCGGGGGCGGGGACAAACUGGCGUUUGUGCCCAGCCAGCCUUUCCUGACGGCGCUGAUCCAGAUAUUCCCUGCCUUGUACCAGCACAUUGCCACAGGCUUCAGCAUGGACGACUUGCGCAAGCUGGGCAUCAUACUACAUGGGGCGGUUUCCGUGCCCAUCAGCUCUGAUGCCUCACCAUUCAUUCUGCCCUCCUACACCGAGGCUGUGCUUACUAGCCUGCAGGAAGCCGUACUCACAGCCCUGGAUGUCCUGCAGAAGGCCAUCUGCGUUGGCCCUGAGACCCUGCAGGUGAUGUACCCCGCCAUCUUUGAGCAGCUUUUACAGUUUGUGGAGUUCUCAUGCAAGCCACCACAAUAUGGCAAAAUGGAGACCAAGCAUGUUGCUAAUGCAAAGUACAACCAGAUCCAACUGUUUGCACCGGCCGAAUGGGUGGCUUUAAACUAUGUGCCGUUUGCUGAGAGAUCUCUAGAGGUGGUGGUAGAUCUCUAUCAGAAAACUGCCUGCCACAAAGCUGUCAUCGCAGAGAAAGUCUUACAGAACAUCAUUAAGACCCUGAGGGUGCCUUUAGGACUGAAAUAUGCGUGUCCUGCGGAGAGCACCUGGAAGCUCGCCGUUUCCUCUCUCCUCAAAGUUCUUUCCAUCGGUCUCCCAGUCGCCCGGCAACAGGCCUCUUCUGGAAAGUUCGAUACCAUGUGGCCCAAGUUGGCCCAUGCCUUUGAGGACUUCCUCUUCACUAAAAGCACACCUCCUGAUAAUCUAUCUAUUCAAGAGUUCCAGAAAAAUGAAGCCAUUGAUGUUGAGGUGGUGCAGUUGAUCAGUACAGAGAUACUGCCCUAUGCCAAUUUCAUCCCCAAAGAGUUUGUUGGACAGAUCAUGGCCAUGCUCAACAAAGGAUCCAUUCACUCCCAGUCCUCCUCUUUUACAGUAAUAUCCUCUUAUUCUGCCACCCUGGCAGAGGCAGAGAUUGAUAUCCGGAUGCGUGAGGAGUUCUCGAAGGUGUGUUUCGAGACCCUGCUCCAGUUCUCCUUCAGUAAUAAAGUGAGCACACCUCAGGAGGGCUACAUCUCCCGCAUGGCCCUCGCUGUGCUGCUGCAGCGAGCCCAGGAGGUGCUGCACCGCUACGUAGAGGACGAGAGACUCAGCGGCCGCUGCCCGCUGCCCAGGCAACAAGUGACUGAAAUCAUUUUUGUCUUAAAAGCUGUUAGCACAUUAAUGGAUUCCCUCAAAAAGACGCAGCCAGAGAAUGUGGAUGGGAACACCUGGGCCCAGGUGAUUGCUCUGUACCCCACCCUGGUGGAGUGCAUCACCUGCUCCUCUGCAGAGGUCAGCUCCGCUCUGAAGGAGGCACUGGGGCCUUUCAAAGACUUAAUGCAGCCUCCAGUGUCCAAAGUGCAGAAUGGAGAGUCGUGAUCCAGUGCACCUCAGAAGCUUUUUAUCCAACCCGAACCAUGAAUGUGACUUUAUCACACCACACACACACAGACUCUUUCUCAUCCCAGCACAUCUUAUAGCUGUCGUCAUGGAAACCAAGCCCCCACUGUUCUGAGCUUCUUCUAAUACAAGUUUAUAUUAGAUUAUGAUUGGCUGGCUGGACAGAAACAAUGUAUUAACUGCUACAUAAUAUUUGCAGUGUUCAUUAUUUUUUAUCUUUUUGGUUUUUUUCACUCCACACUUUCUUUACCAAGACAGGAUUUAAUGUACAGUGUGUGGUGAUAGUGUUAAUGAUGCAACAAAAAAUUAAUUAUUUCAAACCCAAGAAUUGUUUAAAUUACACUAAUAAAACUAUGGUCUUUUUGUGACAUUUUCUCAACAACAAAAGAUUUUAUGGAGGAUCUUACUGUAACAUUCCAUGUCAUCUUUCAUUACCUUGAGAAGGGAUGUACCUUGUGUGUGUAAAAUAAAUGGUACAGUUCUA